Molecule: messenger RNA, 1314 nt
Organism: Phlebotomus papatasi
Lineage: Eukaryota; Metazoa; Arthropoda; Insecta; Diptera; Psychodidae
Gene: CAHbeta
Product: beta carbonic anhydrase 1
Exons: 3
Coding region: 179-946 (255 amino acids)
Molecular function (GO): zinc ion binding; carbonate dehydratase activity
Source: RefSeq, a predicted model, not a curated record
AAUGUCAGUGUUUUGUCAGUCGCGAAAAAAUGAGUGUGCCUGUGCCAAAAAGUGCCUAGUUUUCCAGUUAAAUUAUCAUAUUUCCCAACAUACACCACCGUGUUCACAUCCCUUAGUCUUCCCUCUACAUCCCUAAGAUUAAUUUGAGUGCAUUCCUGUUGAGAAUCAGUGGGGGGAAAUGGAGAAAAUCUUAAGGGGAAUUAUUCGGUAUAGGGCCACAACGAGGAAGCAAAUGGUGAAGGAAUUUGAGCAAGUCAGAGAUAAUCCCCAUCCCAAAGCUGUGUUCUUUACGUGUAUGGACAGUCGGAUGAUACCCACGAGAUUUACAGAGACACAUGUAGGGGACAUGUUUAUAGUACGAAAUGCUGGAAAUCUCAUUCCACAUGCCCAUAAUUUCCAAGAUGAGUAUUUUACGUGUGAGCCAGCUGGACUUGAAUUGGGAUGCGUUGUCAAUGACAUCCGGCACAUUGUGAUUUGUGGGCAUAGCGACUGCAAAGCCAUGAAUUUGCUGUAUCAACUGAGAAAUCCCGAAUUUGCAUCCCUGGAUAAUCGUCGGAUUUCUCCGUUACGUGCUUGGCUGUAUUCCCAUGCGAAUAGCAGUCUCCAGACUUUCCUCAAGUGGCAUCAGUCUGGGGGCAAAGAUCCUCUGAUCUUCUCGUCAGAGACACCACUGCGAAAGGUUGUUGCGUACAUUGAUCCCGAGAAUCACUUUGCAAUUGAAGAUAAGCUGAGUCAGGUGAACACUCUGCAGCAAAUGGCUAAUAUUGCGUCCUAUGGAUUCCUCAAGAGGCGCCUGGAGACCCAUGACUUGCAUAUCCAUGCCCUUUGGUUUGAUAUCUACACCGGAGACAUUUACUUCUUCAGUCGCGCUGCCAAGAGAUUCCUGCAGGUUGAUGAGGCGACUGUGGAGAGGUUGCUGGAGGAAGUUGAUAGGUACUACUCCUGAGGAUUGCUUCGUAGCUCCGCCAAAUGCCAAAGCAAAAAAGCUCAAUAUCUGUGGUGCUUUAAAAAUGUGCUUUCUCGAAGAGAUGCUACUGCCCUAGUUACCAAUAUCUCUCUCAAAUUGUUCCUAGGAGAGGCUUCUGCUGUAUUUUUAUACAUUUGUACAUUACAUAACUUCAUAAUCUCACGAUAAAACUAUAUUUUUGUAUUUUCUAGGGGGUAUAAAUAGGUGAAAUUGAACCUAACUUUGAAGUCAAUUGGAUGCAUUUAUAACCAAAAAAAUUGUAGGAAAAUUAUUAGACAUUACAUGACACACGUAUACGUUAAUAUAGCACUUUGGAGGAAUUUUAAUAAAUAUAAUGUUGGAAAUUA